UUUAUUUAUUUACAUACCUAUUUAUUUUAGUCAUAUUUAGUUUAUAUAACUAGUUUAUGCCUAUUUUACAGGAACAAUGUGCAGAAUAUGACCAAGACAGAUUAUACUGUAGCUCAGAGGCUAAUUUGCAUUAAAUAGUCCUUUUGUAUUUCUAGUGUUGACUACAUCUAUUAUCUGUUUUCAUCCUUUAAAGGUGUGUAAUAGACAAUGUUGUAUGUAAAUGCAAAUAGGAUUUUUGCUGUAUUAUUCAUAAAUCCAUUUUGAAACACUGAAGCAACUAAUUCAUUGUUGUAAGAAACAUCUAGAACGCUUUCUUCAUGGUAGUAUUAUUGAUAGACUGAUGUUUGACAAAAAAAAAAAAAAAAAACACAUCCACAUUAAAAAAACCUUUUUCAUGAAGCACCUGAACACAUGAACACAUUGCCAAAGGGCAAUUGUCUUUAGACACACCCCCAAAAAUCGAAUGUUGAAUGACUAUAAGAGGAAGAGCAAGCGCAAGUGAAACUAAUGCAAGGGUGAACCCAUAUACAGGUACGCUGAUGGUUUUAAUAACUGUUAGUGCCUGUCUGAUUGUAAUAUGUUUUCAUUAUAUUAUGCUCACAGUGAAACAACUAGCUGCAUACAGAUAGAGAUAGAUAGAUAGAAACUUUAUGUAUCCCCAGGGAUCAAUCAGUUUACAAAAUUACAAUGUUACUGUGUCAAUUUGACAGUUCAUGACCACCUUUAUUGUCUUGUUUUAUUGCAGCGUAGAUGAACAACUUGAAUGACCCAGACUGGGACAGAGGGCCUGAGCAGGGGGCAGGUGGGAAUAACAGCAAAUGGAAUUAUGUCCCGUUCAUACCCUUGCUGGGCUUUGCUGCUAUUCAAUGGGUAAGGUCUAAACAUGCACAGAAGUUGGAGCAGGAUCUAGAGACGGAACGCAAGACCGUUGCAAUCUUGAAGGCAAAGAAGGAUCAGGAGCAGAUCCUUUGGCAGGAGGUGGAGAAGAAGCUGAUGGAGAGGCAGCACAUCUACUGCAGUUUGACCACGCCCAAGGUGUAUAGGAAGCCAAUAGAGAACGACCUGCUGGACAUGGCGGUUCAUGAGCCAGCCCUCGCCCAACUGAACAUGAAGAAGGAUCUAGAGAAUAUUUUCAUGAAUGACCGCAGCUGCAGGUUACGAGAACGAAGACAAGCGCAUGAACGGGAGUCUGAUGUGGGUCUAUCUGAAGAUCUGGAAAGAAAAGAGUUCUCUGCAGAAACCCAAGACAGCCGAGGGGUCUCAGCUGGGUACACAGCCCACAUGGGCAACUUGAACGACCCAGACAUAAGGCCCGGCCAGGGGACAGGUGGAGAUAACAGAAAAUGGGAAUAUUACGCCUACAUGUUGGUGCCCUGGGCGGUUGUCGCUGCUGUUGACAUAUGGAUUAAAAAGACACAGAUACAGAAGCUGAAGCAAGAUCUAGAGAGUGAACGCAAGUCCGUCAUCAUCUUGAGGGCAAUCGAGAAGAGUCAUCAGGAGCAGACGAUCCGGGACCUUUGGCAGGUGGAGCAGAAGUUGAUUGAUAGGCAAGACAUCUUCUGCAGUCACUUUAAGUCAAGUGGGCAGAGGGAGAAGAUAGAAAACGACCUGCUGUACAUGGCGGCUCACAUGCCGGCCCUCGCCCAACUGGACAUGGAGGAGGAUCUUUAUAACAUCUUCAGAAAUGAUAAAGUCUGCGCAAAUAUUUUUAACAAAAACAAACGCAAUAACGGGAGUAUAAUGUGGAGCCGUCUCGAGCACUGGAGGAAGGUGGCUCCACCGAAACACCAGUGGGCCAAGGCAUCUCUGCUGGGUACACAGCCCACUGAGAAAUAA
Alosa alosa (allis shad) is the source of this 1836-nucleotide messenger RNA. RefSeq names its product coiled-coil domain-containing protein 127-like. NCBI's taxonomy places the organism in Eukaryota, Metazoa, Chordata, Actinopteri, Clupeiformes, Clupeidae. The transcript is spliced from 4 exons. The record is from RefSeq and is a predicted model, not a curated record. Bases 751 to 1836 code for a protein of 361 amino acids.